Messenger RNA from Arabidopsis lyrata subsp. lyrata, 445 nucleotides. RefSeq lists its product as uncharacterized. The record is from RefSeq and is a predicted model, not a curated record. Lineage: Eukaryota; Viridiplantae; Streptophyta; Magnoliopsida; Brassicales; Brassicaceae. Bases 99 to 338 code for a protein of 79 amino acids. The transcript is spliced from 2 exons.
AUUAGAUCGGACGGUUCACAUUAUUUCAUCUCGAAACCCAACAACAAAUUCGUCUAGCUAGAGAUUUGAAGAACACAAACACAACAACAAGAUCAUCCAUGGCGGAACCAAAACAAAGCUCUCUUUCUGAGUCAGAGGUGAAGACAAAUGUGAUUGGAAGCAGAAAAGAAGACAAGGAAUCGAUGUUUCAUGGGAAAGAGACUCAUGGAAGAAGUGAAGACAUUGAUGAGAAGACAAGAGUUGAUGAUGUUAAAGGACCUGGUGUUCUCGGACGUAUGAAGGAAGAAAUGGAAGCCAUUGUUGACGCUGUUACUCCUACGAAAAGUUCUGACAAGUGAAGAAAUGAUUGGUUUCGCUUCUUGUUCUUAAGAUCCGGACUAUAUACUUCUGUUGUAAGAACUGUAACCACGCCCCUUUGCUUAAUAAAGACCCGAGCUUUUAGAUU